UUUUCUGGCUACACUGGUUGAAAAAUUUGCGUGAUAACAAAACAACAUUAAUCCAAUUCAAUUUGUCACAAGAAAGAUCAGGUUAUAGUUUGAAUGUCUCUCUCGGAAAAGGAUCUGUAUCGAGAUACACCGGUUCGUUAUCUCGGAUAUGCAAAUGAGGUAGGCGAAGCGUUCCGGCCGCUUAUCAAGAAGAUAUUUGUUCAUGCUAGUUACGGUGUAUCGAUUAGCUACGUACUAGCAGAUACGGCAGAUAAAUCCAUAAAACAAUAUGAGAAACCAGUAGCACUUGGUGGUGGACCUCGUGGAGCAGCGAUUGCUACCGGUGAUACGUUGAUUUGGCAAAUGUUUGCUUCAGUCAUUAUUCCUGGCUAUACCAUAAAUCGAAUAUGUUGGGUGUCGAAAAAGGCUCUCGAGAAGGGUAAGGUGAAAGGUCCCCUGCGGAAGUGGGUACCGACCGCGAUAGGUCUGUUGGCAAUUCCAUUUAUCAUUCAUCCCAUCGAUCGUGGAGUGGAUUUUGUGAUGGACGAAACGUAUCGGAAGUUUGUCAAAUAGUGCUAUUUUCAAUCAUUCAGAAUUUUGUUUUCCGAUUAAUAAUUUGCAUUGUAUAAUAUUCAUGGACGCGUAUGGAACUUUAAAAUGUUGUAGCAUGUAGAAGCGAAAUUAGUUGCCAAUUGAUAAUAGCACAAUACAUGCUGUGAUAUAAACAAAUACUACUAAGGAUACGUUCAAUUUUGGUGCUCAGUAUGAACAAAUGCAAUAAAUUGUUACUGCUAUGUUA
Molecule: messenger RNA, 778 nt
Organism: Malaya genurostris
Lineage: Eukaryota; Metazoa; Arthropoda; Insecta; Diptera; Culicidae
Product: mitochondrial fission process protein 1
Exons: 5
Coding region: 94-552 (152 amino acids)
Biological process (GO): mitochondrial fission
Cellular component (GO): mitochondrion
Source: RefSeq, a predicted model, not a curated record